AUGGCACGACCACGAUCAGACACUACGAGCCUUGCAAAAGAGCCUCACAGCUUAUCGUUGAAAGCUCUUGCUUAUCCGUCCGAUGUCUCCGACCAAGACUUCGUCCUAUCGCCUAAUCUCUCCCUGCCACCUGCUUUUGGUUCAGCCUAUGUUGGCGAAACCUUUUCCUGCUCACUAUGUGCAAACAACGAGUUGCUAGAGAAGAGUGUUACCAAAUCAAUUAGUGGCGUACGUAUAUCAGCUGAAAUGCAAAUGCCGUCGCAUCAAUCUGUAAGCCUACCAAUAUCGACACCAGAGGACGAUGGUAAUGUCUCGCUCGCACCAGGCGCAUCGCUGCAGCGCAUCGUUCGUUACGAUCUCAAAGAGGAAGGUGUACAUGUGCUCGCCGUGAACUUGGCCUAUACUGAAACCACCAAGUCUGAAACUGGACCGUCCAGUGGCAGAGUCCGCACAUUCAGGAAGUUGUAUCAAUUCCAAGCUCAACCUUGCUUGAGUGUGAGGACGAAAGUCACAGAGCUCGCACCAACAGAGGUCCCUGACAAAAGUCUUGGUCCAUAUGGUCGAUCCUUUCUUGUUCGAUACAUCCUCGAGGCACAGCUCGAGAAUGUAGCUGAAGGUAGUAUUGUUCUCGAACAGGCGAGCCUUCUGGCAUACCCUCCUUUCAAGGCAACCUCGUUCAACUGGGAUGCAAAAUCUGGCGCCGACCAUGAAGACGAAGAUCCGUUGCUAAAUCCAAGAGAUGUACUUCAACUGGCUUUCCUUCUAGAGCAGGACGCCGGUAUUUCUGAUGGCUACGAAGAACUCAAGGUCAAUUUGGCACGUGAUGGUAGAACCGCUCUAGGUCAAAUCGCACUCGAGUGGAGGAGUGGUAUGGGUGAAAAGGGUCAACUAACCACAGGUACACUCUCCUCACGGAAGAGGGCAUAA
This is a messenger RNA of Lithohypha guttulata, 927 nucleotides long. RefSeq lists its product as uncharacterized. The coding region runs from base 1 to 927 and encodes 308 amino acids. NCBI's taxonomy places the organism in Eukaryota, Fungi, Ascomycota, Eurotiomycetes, Chaetothyriales, Trichomeriaceae. The record is from RefSeq and is a predicted model, not a curated record. Gene Ontology annotation, cellular component: TRAPPIII protein complex. The transcript has 2 exons.